Messenger RNA from Pipra filicauda (Wire-tailed manakin), 975 nucleotides. RefSeq lists its product as uncharacterized. Lineage: Eukaryota; Metazoa; Chordata; Aves; Passeriformes; Pipridae. Bases 69 to 701 code for a protein of 210 amino acids. The transcript is spliced from 5 exons. The record is from RefSeq and is a predicted model, not a curated record.
CACCGGCGGGCGGGCGGCAGCCGGGAGGCCACGGCGCUGCCCGGGCGGUGGGUCCGGAUGCCCGCAGGAUGGUGCCGGUCCCCGUUGUGGCGCUCUGGGCUCUGCUUCCCCUCCUCACCCGGGCAGACCAGCCCCCCGUCACUGUCACCGUCACCGCGGCCAUCGGCGAGGACGCCUGUCUGCCCUGCAGCCCCCAGCCCUGGGGACACCUGCGCGGGGUCACCCUCAGCUGCACCCACCAGGCCGGCGAUCGCCCCCCCGUCCCCGUGCUCAGCCACCGCCUGGGCGGGCACCCGCCCGCGGAGCCCCCAGGCCGCUUCGGGGGCAGGGUCUCCUUCUGUGCCGUGGGGACGGGGGACAGCGGUGUGUCCCUGCUGCUGAGGAACCUCAGCCACCCCGAUUUCGGGAAUUAUUCCUGCUACGUGGCUCGUGAUGCUGCCCCGCAGCUCCUCUGCUCCCUGGAGCUGCAGCCCGCCGUGGCAGCAGAGGCCCCGGAGGCCGUGGAGCCGGACAUGCUGCUGGUGGUGUGUGUGCUCACGGCCACCUUCACCGCCGCCGCCAUCGCCGUCCUGCUCUGCACCCGCUGCGGGCGGCGCUGCCGGGGGGGCACAGCGCGGGGACCAGCCCAGGGCUCCGGAGCUGCGGAUGGAGGAGAAGGAGGAGCCGUGGCCUUGGGUGACCUGAAGACUCUCCACACCUGAGGCCACCCCCAGCCCCCGGACAGGUCCAUGUGUGACACCGGCACAGGACACGGCCCUGACUGCCCCAAAUGGGGGGGCAGGGCUGGGGUGAUGCUCUGGGCAGGGGGGCAGGCACAGAGGGGCAGGAUGGGUGCCAGGGGGUGGGUGCAUGAUGGUUUGGUGCAGGGGGCUCUGCUCGGACCCUGAGGGAUGGGCAGGGGCAGCUCAAGGUCUCCCUACCCUUCGGGGGACAUCUGAACCCCAGGGUCCUACAGCCAGGGGGGCCAAACCCUCA